AUGGAUCCAAUCGUCUAUGCUCUCAUGAGUGCGUCUACAUCUUCUCGUGCGUCAAAAGCACGGCUAUCACAGAGUGUACGACUUGAUGUAAUCAUUCCACGACUAAAACAGUUCUUUCAAAACAAGCGUAUCGAAAAACUUCACAGUCAAUCGUUGACUCUCACAUACAAUAUUGCAAAUAUGGAGUUUUUUGCCAACUCGCAAAGAGAAAAGUACGAAGAGAUCCGUAGAGUCAGGAACACGGCAGCUGAAGUUAUAAAAGCAAUUGUCAACAAUUUGGUUUGUCGAAUUGAUUACUGUUUUGAAAUAAGGUCCCUACCACCGAUUAAUCCUGGAAACCCAACUCGUCUUAUCACACCCUCAUUGGAGCAAACUUACAAUAGACUUGUUGAUGCGAUACUCGGCAGCGUAUUUGAUGAAAAUAGCAUACUCUAUACCACAAUGAAGCAUUAUAAAAGAUUGGUGAAACGAGAAACGACCAAGUUGGCAAGAGUUGAGGCUUAUGAAAGGCAAUUGAAAGAGCUUAGAGGUAAGCUCGAUUUGGUGAAUGAAAAAUUGAAGCAUUUGGCUGUUGUGAGAGCUGAUCGGGAACGGAAAUCGGCAAUCAAGAAACAAGUGAGGUUUGCCCCAAGAUAA
This is a messenger RNA of Lodderomyces parapsilosis, 636 nucleotides long. RefSeq lists its product as uncharacterized. Bases 1 to 636 code for a protein of 211 amino acids. The record is from RefSeq and is a predicted model, not a curated record. NCBI's taxonomy places the organism in Eukaryota, Fungi, Ascomycota, Pichiomycetes, Serinales, Debaryomycetaceae. The transcript has a single exon.